CCUACAGCCUACCUUUUACAGCCAACCUGCAGUUUCUCUCCUACUAUGGAAUAUACGCUGAUGGUGAGACCAGCUCUACUGAUACCGAUUAUGUUUUUUAUUUAUGUGGACUUCAUCUUCACAUUUACCCACCCUCAGCUUUGGUGCUAGAAAAUAGAACAGGAAAUGUGGUGUCUUUCUCACUCAUCUACACCAAACAAGCAGCACCUAUUUCAUGAACAUCAAACAAGAAGUGGCAGUGGUUUCAUAACAGAAGUUCUGCAUGAGCUCCUAGCUCCACGAUGCAGAGGAGACCGCCUCCAAUUCCUGUGCGCCGUUCUGUCGACCAGUCGGGGGUCGCCGCGGCGCCCGCAGUAGCGCCUGCCGCGGAACCGUGUCCGCCACAGCAGCUGGCGGAGACUGCAGACACAGUGGACGUGGCAGACACUCGGCCGGACAGGACAGCAGUGGAGGAGACGCGGCCGGACAGAGCUGCCGCCGAGGAGGCGCGGCCAGACAGGCUGAUGACCACCUCUUACUCGGAGAUCUGUCCGUUCGGCGGCUCGGGCGGCUCAAGUGGCCGCUCUAGCGCGCUGGGGUGCGGCAGCGACACGCUGCUGUCGCCCGACCUGUCUCCGGCCACCCCGGAGCAGCCGGCAGUCCCCUCCGAGGGCGCCGGCCGCGGGUCGCCGCUGCGCCCUUCCGCCGCGCUGCUGGACGAACUGGAGCGGGACGCCCGCCGGCUGGCCGCCGCCGCCGACGGCCUGAUCGAGAGCCUCACCGGCACCAUGUACAGCAUCUCGUCGCUGGCCGUCGACUCCAUGGAGGCCUACAGAGACGCCGUCUGCAAAACCUGCGACAGCGUGGAUGCCAACAUUAAGGCGAUGUAUCAGCUGAUGGCCAAGACCGAGGAGCUGAACAAGGCCGUGAAGCAGGUCCACCCACUGGUCGUACAGGUGCGUGAGCUCAAACGGCUGCUCGAGUUGUUCGAGGGGGCGGUGGUGGCCGGCAGCUGAGCCGAUAGACACAGACAGCUGAGUUGGGGGACUCGCGCCGCUGAGUUGGGGAACUCUUGAGCUGAGUUUGGAGACACAGACAGCUGAGUUGGGGAACACUUGAGCUGAGUUCGGAGACACUGAUAUCUGAGUUGGGCAACUCUUACAGCUGAGCCGAGAGGUCCGUACAACUUAGCCAAGAGUGGUGUAAAUGAGCUCAGAGACUUACAAUUCGAAUGGGAGACUCGUACACCUGAGUUGGGAGACUCAUGGACAGCCGAGCCGGGAGACUCGGAGACAAUUGAGUCGGGGGACCGGUGCAACUUAGUCGAGACACUUACAAACUCAUCAGUGCGACUCGCUGACUCUGAGCCGCCGAGUCGAUAGCAGCACCGUUCCCUGCUUCUAUCCUCAAGAUACUGAAAUCCUUCUCCUCCACGCCGCAACCCCCCUCCGGGCUGGACAGGCAAAUUUAUCUCAUGCGGGCUGCUCCCUUGGAGCGGCACCGCUGCUCCCGAGGGAGCGCACCCCGUAGCCGGGUGCAGUGAGUGCCUUGGGGCUGGGUGGCCUGUCCUCUGGACGGGCUCAGCCCCGGCGACUCACUAGGGUGCCUGCCCAGACCAAUGUCUCCCCCUAUAUCCUAUCAUCCUCCCGGCUCUGAAAUGGUCUCAUUGGACCGAAAGGGCCUAACCCAACAAAACAAACAAACAAACAAAUCGAUAGCAGCGGCUGCGCGGCUGGCGUCAGAGGUCGCUCCCACGACUGCGCCGAUACCGCAGUCUGACAGCACACCAAAUUACCGGACAUCCAUCGCGACUGGGCGGUGUCUUUGACGGCGUCUGGCGCGACUGAGCCAGCGCCGACACCUAUCGAACAUUGGUCGCCAGCGAGGUCCAAUUGGCUCAUCAAACGUGACUCCAGUGUUAUCCAGAUGUGAUUUGAAUACUGCUUAAGUGGAAAGCUGCUAAAGCUAUAGUGGAAGCAAAUAGGCGAUGCUUUGAUGUCGAUUAUGUGAUGUUAUUUUGUAUGCAUUUAAAGUUGCAUUUUAUUGUGUUCAAAUUCGUAUAUAUUCGUUUGUAUUUUACGCGAAAUAUCUACGUAAUGUGAUUUUAUAGUCCCAUGUUCAUAGAGCGCCGCUGUGACUUGACUAUGAAAUGUUGAGCUAAAUGCAAAUAUUCAUUCGUGA
This is a messenger RNA of Amphibalanus amphitrite, 2160 nucleotides long. RefSeq names its product BLOC-1-related complex subunit 6-like. The record is from RefSeq and is a predicted model, not a curated record. The coding region runs from base 282 to 995 and encodes 237 amino acids. The transcript has 4 exons. Lineage: Eukaryota; Metazoa; Arthropoda; Thecostraca; Balanomorpha; Balanidae. Gene Ontology annotation, biological process: lysosome localization. Gene Ontology annotation, cellular component: BORC complex.